This is a messenger RNA of Leptonychotes weddellii (Weddell seal), 2350 nucleotides long. The record is from RefSeq and is a predicted model, not a curated record. NCBI's taxonomy places the organism in Eukaryota, Metazoa, Chordata, Mammalia, Carnivora, Phocidae.
UCUGUCUUUUCCUCCUUCCACUGCCCGGCUUUCUUCCCCUCCCCCACAUUGCCGACUAAGUUCUCGCGUUUCGGACGGAGUCGCCUUGUUGUUGCCGCGGAGAUUUCUGCUGCUGCUGCUGCUGCCACUGUCGCCGCCGCCACCACUGGGCUCAUUUGCCCCGACCCCUUCCUGCCGCCUUGCCCCCAGCCCCACACAAGAUGUCAGAGGAUCUAGCAAAGCAGCUGGCAAGCUACAAAGCUCAACUCCAGCAAGUUGAAGCUGCAUUGUCUGGAAAUGGAGAAAAUGAAGAUUUGCUAAAAUUAAAGAAAGAUUUACAAGAAGUUAUAGAACUAACCAAAGACCUUCUGUCAACUCAGCCUUCAGAAACUCUUGCAAGUUCAGACAGUUUUGCUUCUACUCAGCCCACUCAUUCUUAUAGGCGGAGUACUAAACCUUUACUCACCUGCUUACAGUCAUGAUAUCUUUACAGGUGUUAUGAAGCGGAGAUCGAGGAGAUAGAUGAAGAAAAUGGCACUGCUGCAAUCACCUUUGCUGGCUACGGCAAUGCUGAAGUGACCCCACUGUUGAACCUCAAGCCUGUAGAAGAAGGAAGGAAGGCAAAGGAGGACAGUGGCAACAAACCCAUGUCAAAAAAAGAAAUGAUUGCCCAACAGCGUGAAUAUAAAAAGAAGAAAGCUUUGAAAAAAGCCCAGAGAAUAAAAGAACUUGAGCAGGAAAGAGAGGACCAGAAGGUUAAAUGGCAACAGUUCAACAACAGAGCCUAUUCUAAAAACAAAAAAGGCCAGGUAAAAAGGAGUAUUUUUGCUUCACCUGAGAGUGUAACCGGAAAAGUUGGAGUAGGAACUUGUGGAAUUGCUGAUAAACCUAUGACACAGUAUCAAGAUACCUCUAAAUACAAUGUCAGGCAUUUGAUGCCUCAAUAAUCAGAAAAACUGUUGUAUUUCAUCUCUGCAGGGCUUUACAUUUACCUUUUUAUCCUUAUAUUUUUCUAAAGGUAAAUUAUUUGUUAGAUGAGUAAGGAAGAUACCAUUGUCGUCCUUGUUUGACUUCAAUAGAAUGAAACUUGAAGAAAUUGCAUUUGAUAACUGCUAUUCAUUUAACUUUUUGUUACUACUACCACAGAUUUCCUCAGUUUGUUGAAUAAAGCAACUUUUCUAGAUAGAUGCUGCAUAAAUACAGCACUAGAUGAAUUGUUGAUCUUCCUAAUAUCAGGCCCUUACUUAAUGGAUGGUGUGUACUUUUUGUAAAGUCCUAACUUGGAAUUUUCAGAUGCUUUGAACUUGCCACAUAUUGUAGCAAUUCACUGGAACAUCAAGGCAAAAUACCAACCUGCUAAAGAGAUCUUUUUUUUUUUCUUCAACUUAAACCCAUAGCUGUUGCUAAUUAAGCCUAAAAAUAGGUUAAUUUGAUUAAUGUAAAAUGACAAACUUUGUUUUGAGGGUUUUCCUUCAAUAAUUUGUUUCUUAAGCCUUUUAGGCUAUCUCUAAAAUUGAUCCAGCUCUUAAAAUUUUUUCAUUGAGUUUUAAUUGUGUAUAAGAACCAUGUUUAGGACCAGCUUCCUUUUCUAAGGGUUUUUUUCUGUUGUGUUGUUCCUUUUUUUUUUUUUUUUAACAUUUGCUCUUUUCCUGUGUUGAUUUUUCCCUUAUGGUAGUGGUACCAUUUUUGGAUGUGUAAUGUUUAUAUAAGAAAACAAAAAGCUGAUGUAUAGCCCUGUAUACAGUGUAGAUACUAUUUUUGUAAAAAAACAAAAAAAUCCCCAAGGCUAAAUUAAUGAACAAGAGUACUGAAUGUUUCAUCAUUAAAAAUUUAUUGUAUUUCUUGUGCAUUAAUCUGACCAUAAUUUCCCUGUAUAUUAUGUUCAUGUAGCUGAGUUUGUAAUUUUUGUUAACUAGAUCAAGUUGUCAGCAUUUGUUGGUAUAAGUGAACAUCACAGUUAUCCUGAGUUGAGUUUAAGCCAAAUAUAUGCAUAGUAAAGUGUCUUCCUAUUAAUGGAAGAUGGUGAUUUUUAGGGUAUGUGUUAAUUUCAGUUUUUGUAUGUUUAACUUUUAUUAAAUAAAGUGUUUUUAAAAUCUCCAGGGUGUGUUACCAGAAGGGUGGUGAAGUCCUAGCUGGCAGCACUGAUAGAGUGAUUAAGCUUCAGUCUUCUUGCUUGCAUUCAUCAUUUCCACAGAAGAGAAUAUUGAGUAUGUGAUAAAGGUUUCAAUAAAUUCUUAUGUACUUCUUCCAUUAGACAUAAGAAAUUGGAUCCUAAAGGACAGACUGUUUUUAUCUUAAGGGCUUGUGCUGUGUAUAGAGGUGUUUGUACAUUUUUGGUAAAAGGAGAAAAUAAAAAUUUUAAUGACUUAAA